Melanotaenia boesemani (Boeseman's rainbowfish) is the source of this 515-nucleotide messenger RNA. Its product is annotated as eotaxin-like. The coding region runs from base 151 to 417 and encodes 88 amino acids. Gene Ontology annotation, cellular component: extracellular region. NCBI's taxonomy places the organism in Eukaryota, Metazoa, Chordata, Actinopteri, Atheriniformes, Melanotaeniidae. The record is from RefSeq and is a predicted model, not a curated record. The transcript has 3 exons. Gene Ontology annotation, biological process: cellular response to tumor necrosis factor; G protein-coupled receptor signaling pathway; positive regulation of ERK1 and ERK2 cascade. Gene Ontology annotation, molecular function: CCR chemokine receptor binding; chemokine activity.
UUCACACCAUUGACACCUCUUUUUUUUUUUUUUUUAUCUUGAUAAACGUGACACAGUACCUCCGUCUGUUUAGAAGCCUCUUAUCACGAUUUGAGGAGCAGCUGUGGUGAACCUCCAGUAUCAUUGUCUCCAGGGGAAUAUCGAGUCACCAUGAGGACCGCUCACAUCCUUCUGCUCUGCAUCCUGGGAGCUGCACUGUUGGCUGCAGUCAACUGCGACUGUAAGAUUAUUUUGGAUUAUUUCUACCCGAGAAGAUUGAACAAAAACCUCAUCAAAUCCUAUCGCAUAACUGAUCACCGCUGCCCCAAGUCUGGAGUCAGUUUUGUUACAAAGAAAUCAAGUCGUCACCUCUGUGUGGAUCCGCGUCUGUCCUGGGUCGAGAACAUCAUGAGGUUCGUGGAUGAGAGCUCCUUUUAAACGGGUGACCUGCUCAUCAUGAAGACUUCUUCAUCAGUAAAAAUUAAAUCAGAAUGUUGUCUCCUUUCUUUUUAAUUUUGCUUUAUAAUGUUUUUUUU